GUCCUAGGUCAUCAGGAGGUAUCAGCCAAUCGUGAAGAAUAAACUUUACUACUUCACCAUGGAGACAGCCUCAAUGGCUCUGCCCAUGCCGUCGCAGACGCUAUAAUGACUCAGAUUCAAAACUUAGUCCUCUAUCUAUAUCUACGGUGUUGUGAGUUGAACCAAGGAAGUGACGUUGCCACGGAAGAGCAUGGACCGAUUCGGUUUAUGUAUUUACAGAAGAGUGCUCUAACCGAGUGCAUUUACGUAGAGCCCACUACCUACACGCUGGUUACUGACAAACCGAAGGCGACUAGUCAUGACGCCGUUGUCACUGUACUUGUGUAGUCUGUUAAAAAAUAAUAAGUUGUUAAUUUGCUACAACUACAUACAUACGCACGGAACACCACUUCACCUCGUCGAUCGGGUGGCGCGGAAGACUCGACUCGCUCGGUUAUUGGAUAUGAAUUUCCGUGCAGUGUUCCGUGGUAGGGUCACUGGGAAGGUUUUGGCGCAACAAUCCGGUGCCAAAAUCUAUAGGGAGGCUACUAUGUGUACCAGUUCCGCAAGUGGCCAGGACAUGACCAACUGGUUAUGGUCUAUUUACAACGAAACCAAAAAACAGACCGAAGCCUUGAUCCCAGUGAUAUCUAAGAACAGUGUGAACCCCAACACUAUCUUUGCCAAUAAUGAGAUGAGUCUGCACGAUAUAGAGAUCUAUGGGUUUGACUAUGACUACACCCUGGCUUUCUACUCCAGACACCUCCACACCCUCAUCUUCAACAUCGCACGGGACAUCCUCAUCCAGGAGCACAGGUACCCCGAGGGCCUGCGUGAGUACGAGUACAUCCCAAACUUUGUUGUCAGGGGACUGCACUAUGAUGUCCAAAAGGCAUUACUGAUGAAGAUAGAUGCCUUUCACUACAUCCAGUUGGGAACAGUAUACAGGGGUCUUCACCCGGUGCCAGACAAGGAGGUGAUUGCCAUGUACGACGGCUGCCACGUUCCUCUGGAGAAUAUGAGUGACUUUUAUGGCAAGAGUUCCCAUGGCCACACUAUGAAACAGUUCAUGGAUAUCUUCUCCCUUCCAGAGAUGAACCUACUGUGCUGUGUUAAUGACUACUUUAUGAAGCACAACAUCGACUACGAGCCUGUCCACCUCUACAAAGACGUCAAGGCAGCGAUAGGAGAUGUCCAUAUGAAGGGUCUUAUGUAUCGAGCUGUGGAGGCAGAUAUGGAGAACUAUAUUUCCUAUGGGGAACAGACUCACGCUGUGUUGAAGAAGCUCUAUGAGGAUGGCAAGAAGAUGUUCCUCAUCACCAACAGCCCCUUUGACUUUGUGGACCGGGGAAUGAACUACAUCGUGGGGAAGGACUGGAGAGAUUUGUUUGAUAUUGUCAUUGUGCAGGCCGACAAACCAGGCUUCUUCAACGACAGGAGGAAGCCCUUCAGACGAGUAACAGAUAAAGGGGUGCUGCAUUGGGACAGGAUUCACAAGCUGGAGAAGGGGAAGAUCUACAAACAGGGAAACCUAUAUGAGUUCCUGAGACUCACUGGUUGGAGGGGGUCCAAGGUGCUGUACUUCGGAGAUCACAUUUACAGUGACCUGGCUGACCUGACUCUGAAGCACGGCUGGAGGACAGGAGCCAUCAUCCCAGAGCUGAGGAAGGAGAUCAAGAUCAUGAACACUGAGCAAUACGUCCACCUGAUGACCUGGCUACAGGGCCUGACUGGACUCAUAGAGCACAUGCAGGUCCACAGAGACCCAGCGUCGCAAUCUGUUGUCCAGGAAUGGAUCAAAGAGAGAGAAGCCAUGAGAUCGCAGACUAAGGACAUCUUCAACAGCCAGUUUGGGAGUCUCUUUCGAACGUACCACAACCCCACCUACUUCUCCCGCCGCUUGUCUCGUUUCGCUGACAUCUACAUGGCCUCCCUCAGCUGUCUGCUGAACUAUGACUUCCAGCACACCUUCUUCCCUCGCCGCACCCCCCUGCAGCACGAGUCACCCUUCUGGCCCGAACAGACCAGCGCCGGAGCCCUGAAGAUGCCCUUCAUACCCCACAGGACCACCACUGAAGAGUAGAGGGAGGUAGGGAUCAGUGUAACACCCCAUCCGGACCUGCUCAAAGUAGAGGGGCACGGGUUUCAUUGCGACACACUCCGCCCGGACCUGGUCUGGACACAGAGCUCUCUGUGGGCCCUAUUCAGAGUUGAAUAGUGUGCACAACUCAGUUUUGCGCCGAUCAUUCAUUCAUUCGUGUAAAUUGGAGACUGCCACAAAAUUGUAAGUUAAGUGCGUUGUCUUCAAGUCAGAAUACUGUCCUGAGAUGGGUUCUGGACAUGGCUGACUUGGACUUCAACCGUUCAUUACAUACAGUGCCUUGCGAAAGUAUUCGGCCCCCUUGAACUUUGCGACCUUUUGCCACAUUUCAGGCUUCAAACAUAAAGAUAUAAAACUGUAUUUUUUUGUGAAGAAUCAACAACAAGUGGGACACAAUCAUGAAGUGGAAUGACAUUUAUUGGAUAUUUCAAACUUUUUUAACAAAUCAAAAACAGAAAAAUUGGGCGUGCAAAAUUAUUCAGCCCCUUUACUUUCAGUGCAGCAAACUCUCUCCAGAAGUUCAGUGAGGAUCUCUGAAUGAUCCAGUGUUGACCUAAAUGACUAAUGAUGAUAAAUACAAUCCACCUGUGUGUAAUCAAGUCUCCGUAUAAAUGCACCGGCACUGUGAUAGUCUCAGAGGUCCGUUAAAAGCGCAGAGAGCAUCAUGAAGAACAAGGAACACACCAGGCAGGUCCGAGAUACUGUUGUGAAGAAGUUUAAAGCCGGAUUUGGAUACAAAAAUAUUUCCCAAGCUUUAAACAUCCCAAGGAGCACUGUGCAAGCGAUAAUAUUGAAAUGGAAGGAGUAUCAGACCACUGCAAAUCUACCAAGACCUGGCCGUCCCUCUAAACUUUCAGCUCAUACAAGGAGAAGACUGAUCAGAGAUGCAGCCAAGAGGCCCAUGAUCACUCUGGAUGAACUGCAGAGAUCUACAGCUGAGGUGGGAGACUCUGUCCAUAGGACAACAAUCAGUCGUAUAUUGCACAAAUCUGGCCUUUAUGGAAGAGUGGCAAGAAGAAAGCCAUUUCUUAAAGAUAUCCAUAAAAAGUGUUGUUUAAAGUUUGCCACAAGCCACCUGGGAGACACACCAAACAUGUGGAAGAAGGUUCUCUGGUCAGAUGAAACCAAAAUUGAACUUUUUGGCAACAAUGCAAAACGUUAUGUUUGGCGUAAAAGCAACACAGCUCAUCACCCCGAACACACCAUCCCCACUGUCAAACAUGGUGGUGGCAGCAUCAUGGUUUGGGCCUGCUUUUCUUCAGCAGGGACAGGGAAGAUGGUUAAAAUUGGGAAGAUGGAUGGAGCCAAAUACAGGACCAUUCUGGAAGAAAACCUGAUGGAGUCUGCAAAAGACCUGAGACUGGGACGGAGAUUUGUCUUCCAACAAGACAAUGAUCCAAAACAUAAAGCAAAAUCUACAAUGGAAUGGUUCAAAAAUAAACAUAUCCAGGUGUUAGAAUGGCCAAGUCAACAUCCAGACCUGAAUCCAAUCGAGAAUCUGUGGAAAGAACUGAAAACUGCUGUUCACAAAUGCUCUCCAUCCAACCUCACUGAGGUCGAGCUGUUUUGCAAGGAGGAAUGGGAAAACAUUUCAGUCUCUCGAUGUGGAAAAACUGAUAGAGACAUACCCCAAGCGACUUACAGCUGUAAUCGCAGCAAAAGGUGGCGCUACAAAGUAUUAACUUAACCUCUUCAGUCGACCCUCUACUUUUUUGAACAUUUUGUUAAAAAUCGCGCAACAUUUCAGCGCCCUGCUACUCAUGCCAGGAAUAUAGUACGUUCAUAUGGUUAGAAUGUGUGGAUAGGAAACCCUCGGACGUUUUUAAAACUGGUUAAAUCAGCUAUUACAUAACGUGCGUUACAUCGGAAAGCGCAGGAAAACCUGAUCACAGAAAAUGGAAAUAAAUAUCCUUGCGCCACUUCCAGCAUUUGUUAACAGUGAGCCGAAUUAGAUAAGACCGAGCAUUCAACUCCCACAGCAUCCCCAUGUUGUCUAGAGUCUUGUGAAUUGAAUCCUCUUUGAUUCUUGGUUGAACCGAAACAGGGGCACCACUUACCUCCGGUCUCCGCCCAGAUCAUUCCGGAAGAGCUCUCUCGUGAAAUUUUUUCCAAGACGACAGCUAAUGAUUUUGACAUCGCCUAUGGAUGAUUUUUAUCGCUUAUUAACGUUUACUAAUACCUAAAGUAGCAUUACAAACUUAUUUCGAAGUGUUUUGUGAAAGUUUAUCGUCUACUUUUUGAAUUUUAAAAAAUGACGUUACGUUGUGAAAUCGCUGUUUUUUUCGUUUAUCACACAGUCUACAUAUAACGAUAUCUUGGCUUUAUAUGGCCCGAUUUAAUCGAAAUAAAGACCCAAUAGUGUUUAUGGGACAUCUAGGAGUGCCAACAAAGAAGAUGGUGAAAGGUAAUGACUGUUUUCUAUUUUAUUGUGCGGUUUGUGUAACGCCGAAAUGCUAAUUAUUUUGUUUACGUCCCCUGCUGUGCUUUUCUGUUGUAGUGUAUUGGUGCAUGCUAUCAGAUAAUAGCUUCUCAUGCUGUCGCCGAAAAGCAUUUUAAAAAUCUGACUUGUUGCCUGGAUUCACAACGAGUGUAGCUUUAAUUUGAUACCCUGCAUGUGUAUUUUAAUGAACUUUUGAGUUUUAACUAAUACUAUUAGCAUUUAGCGUAGCGCAUUUGCAUUUCCAGAGCUCUAGUUGGGACGCAAGCGUCCCAAGUAGAGGCAAGAGGUUAAGGGGGCUGAAUAAUUUUGCACGCCCAAUUUUUCUGUUUUUGAUUUGUUAAAAAAGUUUGAAAUAUCCAAUAAAUGUCGUUCCACUUCAUGAUUGUGUCCCACUUGUUGUUGAUUCUUCACAAAAAAAAUACAGUUUUAUAUCUUUAUGUUUGAAGCCUGAAAUGUGGCAAAAGGUCGCAAAGUUCAAGGGGGCCGAAUACUUUCGCAAGGCACUGUAUGUAAUGAACUGUCUGCAUUAUCUGUAACAUUCAUGGUAAUCAUAUAUUUAUGUAAAUGUAUGAUAUGCACUUGUAUAGUUAGUUACCUGUGUAUUAAGAUGCUGUUGGCCUUUUUAGCUAUAUACAGUAUCUGUAAAAAGUUGGUUAUAAAGGGGUAAUAAGGGAUGACCACCUAAAGCAGGUUGUCUCUGAACCUGUAAGCACAGAGAAACACAGACUCCGGAUAUUAUCUAGCACAGGAGUUUUGUGUGAUGUUGAAUUGUUUGAAAUUAUGACUUGACAUUUUCAAAGACAUGCCUUACACGUCUGUCACUAGAACUGCACUGUAGAUCAUAUAUUAGUGAUGCUUUAGUUUAGAAUAUAUAUAUUAUUCCCUGGUAAUAAGGGAGAUAGGCCUACCCUAAAAUCAUAUUUUUCACAAAGGCUUUACUGUUAUUAGUAGUCCUUACUAGUUCAGGUAGCCACAUUAAUAGCACUCCGACACAACCGACAUAACUGUCAGUUUAUUUUUCAUAGAAAAGGGUAAUAUGCUGUAUUUCAUUGACAAAUGUAUGUUUCAUCGUCCAGUGUUGCGUGGCUAUCUUUUUUGUUUGUUUUCUUAAACAUUGUGCUUUAAAAAGUAUAAAAUGUAAAAGUGUGUUCAAAUAAUUUACUUUGCAUUAAAAUGUUCAGAUAUUA
Messenger RNA from Oncorhynchus nerka (sockeye salmon), 5707 nucleotides. RefSeq names its product 5'-nucleotidase domain-containing protein 3-like. The record is from RefSeq and is a predicted model, not a curated record. The transcript has 14 exons. The coding region runs from base 299 to 2062 and encodes 587 amino acids. NCBI's taxonomy places the organism in Eukaryota, Metazoa, Chordata, Actinopteri, Salmoniformes, Salmonidae. Gene Ontology annotation, molecular function: 5'-nucleotidase activity.